Messenger RNA from Penaeus vannamei (Pacific white shrimp), 415 nucleotides. Its product is annotated as sericin 1. Gene Ontology annotation, cellular component: chitin-based extracellular matrix. The record is from RefSeq and is a predicted model, not a curated record. NCBI's taxonomy places the organism in Eukaryota, Metazoa, Arthropoda, Malacostraca, Decapoda, Penaeidae. Gene Ontology annotation, molecular function: structural constituent of chitin-based larval cuticle.
CCCGCUCACUUCCCUCACCCUGCCAUUCACCAUGGCUGCCUGGAUGAGCUUGGCGCUGUUGUCCGUCCUUACGGUUAGCACACUAAGCUUGCCUCGCCCCGAUGAAAGUGCCUACAGGAUUCCUCAAGUAGGAACCGGCAGACGUUCCCAGUACUACGUCCUGCACAGUGAUGGCACCUACAAGUACGGUCAUGACACCGGAGAGGGAGCCUUCGAGAGUGCACGAUCAUCUACGCCAGGACAGCAACGAGGUUCUUUCGGCUAUGUGGCUCCCGAUGGCAAGCCAAUUAGCCUUCACUAUGAGGCAGGUGAGGGAGGCUUCGUCCCUCAGGGUGCUCACCUUCCCGCCACGCAUCCAGAUUUCGAGUCUGCGCACGCCCAAGCUCGCGCCGCGCUCCUUUCGUCGACCCUCUAG